This is a messenger RNA of Scleropages formosus (Asian bonytongue), 1497 nucleotides long. RefSeq names its product multivesicular body subunit 12A (gene mvb12a). Gene Ontology annotation, biological process: viral budding; receptor catabolic process; regulation of epidermal growth factor receptor signaling pathway. Bases 461 to 1336 code for a protein of 291 amino acids. NCBI's taxonomy places the organism in Eukaryota, Metazoa, Chordata, Actinopteri, Osteoglossiformes, Osteoglossidae. Gene Ontology annotation, cellular component: ESCRT I complex; cytosol. The record is from RefSeq and is a predicted model, not a curated record. The transcript has 10 exons.
UCUGUAGAUUGUAGUAAUAUAAAUACUUUGUUUUCACGUAGAAGUGUGAGGAAACAGAUGUGUAAUCCUUCCCAUGUGGGAGUAUAUUUAUAUUAGCACUUAACUUUUGUUACGUUUACAUGUCCUCUUUAGUGCAGUAUUCCAAUACCACGAAGGAAGUGUUCUGGUUAGGGAAAAUGUUUAAAAAAAAAAAAAAAAAAAAUCCCCUGCUGGCUGUCGGGAAAUUGAGUCCGAUAUACGACUACACGUUUUGUACGUCUUACUGGCCACCAUCGCACCAAACUGAAAACGAGCCAAUCAGGGGUGGGACGUCGCCCUGCUGCCUGUCGGGAAGUUGAGUCCAGGAUUUACUUCCUGCUACAUCGACGGGGAAAAAACUCGGCUUACUGGAACCUCCGGGAAAAAGUAACAUAAAAGAUAUAGUUUCUUUUUCAGACACAGCAGGUUUCACUGACCCCAGAUGUCUGUGCACGAGGCCAGCAGCGCCCCCUGUCGGCCGCUCACGGCAGUAGCCUGGACCUCCAGCGGCAGCACCUGUCCCAGGGACUUCACUUUGAUCAGCACAACCCAUGAUGGAGCAACAGCCAACUUUGUGCGUGGGUUUGGUGUGAAGGCGGGGUACUAUUUGUGUUACAGCACAAACCCGACAGGGGGCAGUGUUGUUUCAGACAUCCAGCUCAUCUCUGAGAAAGACCCCAUGCCCCAUGGGUACUGCUACAUCCCUGAAUACCUGGAGCCGAAGACCUCCGUGUUUAAGAAGAAGAGAGUAUGUGUGCGUCUUGUCCCUCUGGGCAGUGUGGAAAUGGCUGUGCUGGACAUCAGAGUGACGGCCAAGAGCAAAGUGGUACUGCAGCACUACACUUGUCUGGGUGACAUCCACGGGUACGUUCUCUGGUCUAAGAAGGGGCCCUUCUCCAGCCCUACCCCCCAGGCCAAGCCGCGUAGCAUCACCCUGGACAUCCGCCAGAUGUCCCUGGAUGAGCCACCCCCACCCCUACCGCUGAGACCCAGCAAUGGUCCACCUGCACCCCCAGUUGGGAAGCUUAGCCAUCGCCGUAGUAACUUGGAGACCAGAGACUUGUCGGAGAACCUGUAUGACAGCAGUAACAUCAACUCUGUUUCAGCCAUGGAUGGGGUCCCCUUCACCCUCCACCCCAAAUUUGAGGCACAGCCCAAAGGACAUGUCCCUGAGGACUCCCUGAAGGACAUUCGCAUCAAGUCAGUGCAAGAGAUUGAGAACGAGUACAACUACACUUUUCUGGUGGAGGAAUCGGCUGCAAGUCGUACUCGGCACAGAGCCUCCCUUUCUGCCCAAAGCUCCAACUCCACAGCUUAAGACCCCACCUCCAUCCCAGAAACACAACCUACGACAGGUGGAAAGCCUCCAUGAGUGACCUCAACACUGAACACCACAUUCCUGCAAUUACCCCGAAGGGUGAAGAUCUCAGUUCCAUAAUCGCCCCCCAAAAGUCUUUUUAAAGUCCUUCCUCCUAUUAU